This is a messenger RNA of Chaetomium globosum CBS 148.51, 1005 nucleotides long. RefSeq lists its product as uncharacterized. Bases 1 to 1005 code for a protein of 334 amino acids. The record is from RefSeq and is a predicted model, not a curated record. NCBI's taxonomy places the organism in Eukaryota, Fungi, Ascomycota, Sordariomycetes, Sordariales, Chaetomiaceae. The transcript has a single exon.
AUGUCUCCGGUGUUAAACGUCGUCUUGUUUGGCUCCGACGAUUCGGGUCACAAGUUUCAUCUUCAAGCCGUACUGAAGCUUUAUGACCGUCGGUUUGGCGAGCGCCUUCGCAGAUACCGGGGAGAACAUGUGCCCCAUACAAUGGAACGCGAGCUGGCUUUCCAGUCAUUCGUCCGGCGGGGGAUGAUGAACCGCUUUCUUGGCCGACAAGAGGAAGAUUUCGAGGCCGAGGACGGCCAAAACCAAAGAGGGAAGUUUGAGAAGACCGAGAAACCCAUCAGCCUUCAAUACGACUUGGAACCCGAUGCCGAGUUCGAGGCUGCUGUGUGGGAGGAAUGCGAGAGGAACUUCAACUGCGAAACCCAGGCUUACGAGCGGCUGAAAGACCUCCAGGGCAAGUUGAUACCGCGAAUGUAUGCCCAUGUGCGCCUCUUAUCCCCAAUCCCCAAUGUACCGCACGACCUGUUGGACUCUUCAGAUACGGCACGGUAUUUUGAAGUCAAAGGGGUCAUUCUCCAGCGAGUGGCCGGGUACCCUCUGUACGACCUGCCCACCUCUCCCCAAGCUCCAUCGGAUAUGGGGCUCUGGCCAGACAUAGUGCAGGCUGCGGUUGAUGCUGUGCACAUGAUUGACAGGCGCGGGGUGCUCAACACUAACUGUGCGCCCUACAACAUCGUUGUCGACUCUCACUCUCAUACGCCCUUUAUCAUUGAUUUUGCGAGUUGCCGGUUCAAGGAACGGCUAAUUCAACAAUGGAGGGAUAAUGGGCGUAUGGGCGACGAUGAUGACCCGGAAAUUGAGUACUGGGAAGAAGUUGUGACGGUCAAUAACGAGGGUGCCAUUGGAGUAGCCAUGGCGGCGAGACUGCGGCAGAUGAAGGGUUUGGAGUUGAGUAUUCGGUAUCCAAAUAGCCAGAAAAUACUCGAGGACAUGAAACGGAGCAAAGGGAUCGAGUCGGCAAAAGAUAGGGCAGGUACUAGUGGAUGGAAAAUACUGUAUUCCUGA